CUUCUCCAAAGGAAACCCAUUUGUUUACCGGCUGUAGCCCGUGCCUGCCUCCGAUGCUCACAAGCACCCAACGGCCCCUUUCCCGGCUGUACCCGGUCAUUUUCCUUCUCUUUCCGGCAAAGAAAAUAAUUUGUAGGGUUUCUGGGACCGGUCCAAGGAAAAAGAGCAGAGCAGUCCACAGGGGGGAUGGCUUUAAUUCUGCUUUUCUCUCUCUCUCUGCGGAUCCGUGUGGUUUCCUUCCGGGUUUUCCCCAUGUUUGGGUAUCUUUAAUUGUCGAUAAUCUCUCUCUCUCUCUCUCUCUCUCUUUUCCUUUUUGUUGUCAGGAUCCUUGAAUUUUCUUUGCAACUUCGGGUGGGCAUUGUUCAACUUUGACUGUUGAAUUGUGAUCGUUUAUUCUUUUUCUCUCAAUUUUCGUCGCUUCUUUUUUUUGUUUGAUCUUUUUUCUAAUCUGGAUUUGAAUGAUUUCGGUCUUUAUGAGCUUCGAGAGGAAGUGAGCUUUGGUACUGGAGACGAAGAUUACAUACAUGUUUUCAUUGCGCUUUGCAUCCUGAUGAUGAUGAUGAUGAUGAUGGGAAUGAACAAUGUGAAUCUUUUGACCAGAGAAAGAGAUUGUUCAAAGCGAAAAGCGGCCAUGGAGAAAAGACGUCUGCGUUGAUUGUCUGUUCUCGAUUGUGAUUGUCAAUGAGAGAGAGAGAGAGAGAGAAUAAAGAGAGCCAAAAGGGUGUAAAACUCUUACCCCCUCUUUCCUCUUUUUCUCUACCACACGCUUCCUCUGCUGUCAAUUGGACGUUGAUGUGCUUCGACGAGCACUAAUUUUUUCUUGCCUUAUUCUGGGUUUUUCCGAUAAACAUUUCUUUGCCUUGUAAUUCUUUGUGAAAAUGCCGAUGUAUCAACCACCUAGCCGGCGGAGGGACGGCGAUGUGAAGCACGAAAUGGGCGGCGGCGGGCAGGUGUUGGAUCUGGAAACCGCCGUGAAAGACGGGAUCUUGGGCGGCGGAGGCGGGGCUGUCUGCAGCGGCGAGAAGUUGGAUCUGAAGAAGAUGAUUGAAGAGCUGGACUCAAUCGAGGUCCCGGCGGUCUUCAUUUGCCCGAUUUCCUUGGAGCCAAUGCAAGAUCCUGUAACGCUCUGCACCGGCCAGACGUACGAGAAGCCCAACAUCCUGAAAUGGUUUUCUCUUGGCCACUUCACUUGCCCCAUCACAAUGGUAGAGCUUUGGGACGAUUCUCUCACGCCAAACAAGACUCUCCACCAACUGAUUCACAGUUGGUUUUCGCAGAAGUACUUGGUGAUGAAGAAGAGGUCAGAGGAUGUACAAGGAAGGGCCUUGGAGCUGCUGGAGACAUUGAAGAAGGUCAAGGGCCAAGCCAGAGUUAAAGCUCUCAAGGAGCUCAGGUUGGUUGUCAAUGGCCAUGAUUCAGCCAGGAAAACAGUGAAGGAAAAUGGUGGUAUUGGCUUCAUUUCUUCCCUAUUAGGUCCUUUCACUUCGCAUGCUGUUGGGUCCGAGGCAAUUGGAAUUCUUGUGAACUUGAAUCUCGAUUCAGAGUCAAGAGCUAAUUUGAUCCAACCCGCCAAAAUAUCGAUAAUGGUGGACAUUUUGAAUGAGGGGUCGAUUGAGACAAAGAUCAAUUGUACAAGAUUGAUAGAAAUGUUGAUGGUGGGGAAGGAUUUUGAGUCAGAAAUUGUGUCAAGUUUGAGCCUUUUGGUUGGGCUAUUGAGGUUAGUGAAGGACAAGAGGCACCCAAACGGAGUAGCAGCUGGGCUUGGAUUGCUCAAAAUGAUUUGUUCACACGAAGAGAUUAGGAAUUCAGUUGUAGGCUUUGGGGCCAUUCCUCAGCUAGUUCAGCUUUUGCCCAAUCUGAGUGCAGAGUCUUUGGAAUUAGCACUUUGCAUUCUUGAAGCAUUGCUAAGCCUGCCGGCGGGCAUAUUGGCUUUGAAGGGUUGCCCUCAAACCAUUCCCAAUAUGGUCAAAUUGUUGAUGAAGGUCUCAGAGACUUGCACUCAGCUGGCUUUGUCAAUCUUGUGGGCUGUCUGUAAGAUUUCCCCGGAAGAAUGUGCUCCGGUUGCCGUGGAUGCCGGCCUGGCAGCAAAGCUCCUCUUGGUGAUCCAGAGUGGCUGCAAUCCGGUGUUGAAGCAAAAGGCGGCCGAGCUCUUGAAGUUGUGUAGCCUCAAUUACACAGCCACCAUCUUUAUUUCCAAGUGUAAGCUUACAAAAACAAUACAGUGAAAGGGUUGCAGAAAGCUGUUUAUAUACAUCAACCAUUUUUCUUCCACCUUGAGGAGAAACAAAGUGCGUGCACUGAGGAGCUUGUGAAUACUGAAGCUUGAAGCUUGUAAAUUUAUGGGCUAAUUGUUCUGGCCAGUGGAUGACCAAGUUUUCCCAUAAAGCCUAUUUGAGUUUGCCCAGCUGUUCACAUAUCACCAAGAAAGGUACCAAUUCAUGUAUCUUUGCAAUGGAGUGGAUUUGGGAUGUGUGUGAGCAGCCAAUUGAAUGGAGAACUUGCAGGCUCGUGUUAGCACUUGUAAUUAUUAUUAUAUUUAACUUGUAUUAAGGUUCCAAAUUUUCAGUCCCUUAACUGCUUAUUGCUGAAGGUUAUCUGGGGACUCCAUAAUUAAUUUCUUUCUUCAUUGUUCUAAGGCAUGGGGUGGUUCAGCAUUGAGUCCUCCCACCAUUGUAGAGUAUGUUCUUUCAAUACGAGAUCAUUUGUGAAUCCACUUCCAACUUUGUUUCUCGUUGCUAGAAUUCAUUCACAGUGCUGCCAUAUUAUUGAAACUUCAGGAAAACAAUUUGAAAGCAACAAUGAAUUCGAUUGUUAGAAGGCCUUAAAAUCUGGGUUAUAAAUGUGAUUUUGAAUUUCAAUAGUGUGUUUCCCAGUCUGUAUUUCUUGGAACUGGGACUGGACUGGAGUGAACUGUUCUGAGACAGUCAAUUCAAACUUCUGGGUUGAUAGAAACGAGCCCACGACCCCACGUACACCCUCCCCACUUGGACCAGACAAAAAGAAGCAGAGAGGGGGGGUUAAAGAAAGAUGAGAGAGAGAGGGAGAGAAUGAAACAUUGUCGUGCCUCAAAAGGGGAGAGUGAGUGAGGUACGAGGUCUUUGUUGGCAUUUGCAAUCUGGGAUCUUUGACUAAGACCCAAAAAAAGAUUGUGAAACUUGGAAUUAAUAUAUUGAAGGUUAGCCAUUUAGCUUAGAGACAUCUGCAUCUGCUUGCUGCCAAUGUACAAUUACUAUUUUACUUGUGCCUCCUCCAUCCGUGCAGAUGUAACUUCACACUGCUUUGUCACUUGUGUGUUUCCCCAAUUUACAUUUCUUUUGUCAGAAACUG
Diospyros lotus (date-plum) is the source of this 3327-nucleotide messenger RNA. Its product is annotated as U-box domain-containing protein 30-like. NCBI's taxonomy places the organism in Eukaryota, Viridiplantae, Streptophyta, Magnoliopsida, Ericales, Ebenaceae. Gene Ontology annotation, molecular function: ubiquitin protein ligase activity. Gene Ontology annotation, biological process: protein ubiquitination. The record is from RefSeq and is a predicted model, not a curated record. The transcript has a single exon. Bases 879 to 2225 code for a protein of 448 amino acids.